Exophiala bonariae is the source of this 3033-nucleotide messenger RNA. RefSeq lists its product as uncharacterized. The transcript has a single exon. The coding region runs from base 1 to 3033 and encodes 1010 amino acids. Gene Ontology annotation, biological process: mitochondrial DNA repair; mismatch repair. Gene Ontology annotation, cellular component: nucleus; mitochondrion. The record is from RefSeq and is a predicted model, not a curated record. Lineage: Eukaryota; Fungi; Ascomycota; Eurotiomycetes; Chaetothyriales; Herpotrichiellaceae. Gene Ontology annotation, molecular function: ATP-dependent DNA damage sensor activity; mismatched DNA binding; ATP binding.
AUGCUUUCCAUAGCCAGAGUACUGCGGAAGAGCAACCUCUGGCUUUGCGAAAAGAGACCUGGUCAACUUGCAUGCUACCUCUCCGUCAUCACACCAGUACAAACAUUAAGACCAAAAUCUCCAAAAUGUCAGCCUUUCUAUCGUCAGCAGAGGGGUGCAAAGACCGUUUCCAAGAGAAAGGUCAAAGAUUUACAUCAAGGGGCAAUUGUUGCCGAUCCCCUGCCUGAUCUACCCGCUGAUGAUGAGCCUCAAUAUCCCACUCUUCUCCAGGAGGUGAGGAACAACAUGGCAAAGUUUGACAACUGUGUGCUACUCACAAAAGUUGGCAACUUUUAUGAGCUUUACUUUGAGCAAGCUGAGCAGUAUGGUCCGCUGAUGAACCUCAAGGUGUCUUCGCGGAAGACCAAGCUCGGACCCGUCUCCAUGGCCGGAUUCCCAAUCUUUCAGCUAGAUCGCUUUCUCAAGAUCUUGGUGCAAGAUCUCAACAAGUACGUGGCAAUCUGCGAAGAGUUUCUGAUUCCCGUCUCGAGCAAGGUCAAGUCUGGUGGCUUACUAUAUGAUCGGCAUGUUACAAGGGUUGUAACACCCGGAACCCUGAUUGACGAGAAAUUCCUUGAUCCAUAUGAGUAUAACUUUCUACUCUCCGUGCAUCCAGAAACUCCAACACGACAAGAUGAAGAUGGAAUAGAAAAGAGCAACGUUCAGGGCUCAGCUGAACAAAGACUUGGUCUUGCGUGGUUGGACCUUUCAACCGGUGACUUUUUUACUCAAUCUACAGACCGCAGUUCAUUGUCAUCCGCAAUCACACGAAUUUCCCCCCGAGAAAUCAUCCUACCCAGUUCUGUAGCAGACGAGAUUGAGUCAGAAGUCAAGCAAGUAGUGGGUCACGACCAUCGAUUGCUCACGUAUCACGAUUCGCGAUUCGAAUUUUCUUCUAUGUCGGAGUGGACUUCUAUGCUGGAAACUCCCAUGGCCGCAAGAGCCGAGGAGAACUUCAGUCAUGGCGAAAAGCUUGCUGGACAUCGCUUACUUGACUAUGUAAAACAUCGUCUUCAAGGCUUACAGCUUCGACUACAGCCACCACGUCAGAGAGAACUACGUGAGAUUUUGGGUAUCGAUCGAAACAGCUUGAGAGGUUUAGAACUCUUGGAAACUUCAAGGGAUGGACUCGGCAAGGGUAGCCUGUUCAAUGCGGUCAGGAAGACUGUAACGAAGAGCGGAUCACGACUUCUUCGUGAUCGACUCACAUCGCCAUCCGCUUCAUUAACGGAGAUCAAUGGCCGACUUGACCUGGUAUCAAUAUUUAUGCAAUCCGAAGAAUUGACCGAUGCUUUAGUCUUUCGACUGGGUCGAACGUACGAUGUUCAGCGUUUGGUGCAAAAGUUUGCAUUGAACAAAGGAGACGCUGAUGAUAUGUUGUCAUUGGGACGAGCCAUCGCUGAAACAGCAGCUGCUCAUGAUAUCCUGAGAUCAGCUAUCAAGCCUCAGAUCGACAUCAAUACAAGCGAGCUGGCUUCAACUGCUGAGGGGUCUCAUCCUCUCAUAAUUCUUCUUAGUCGCUUCAAUCUUGAAGGACCAGCAAGACUUGAGGAGCGGAUUUCUCAUUCGAUCGAUGAAGAAGGACUCCAAAGACAGCAUCGGCUUGAAGAGGAAGAAGCAGCCACUGUAGCAGCUCUCGCUCAAGAAGUGGUAAUGACAACUGCCCCUGAAGAACUCGGAUCACUACCUAAAGCUAUUCGCUCACGUAAUAAACCUAGUGAGGAGAUAGACGGCGAAACCAAACUGGAAGAACCUUGGAUGAUGCGUCGAGAUGCGACAGAGACUCUGUUACGCCUACACGAAACACUGAAAAGCCUGGAAUCCAAUAAGGUGGAGCUUACUCAGAAGCUUAGGGAGGAGCUCAGUGCCCCGACUUUGCAGCUGAAGUCUACUCCUGGUAUGGGUCACAUAUGCCAUGUUCGUAGUGCGGCAGGCUUUGAUCAGGCCAAGUUCGACUCGUUGCAUGCAAAGAUGGUUUCAUCCACCAAGACCACUCGAUCCUUCUACGUGACACAUUGGACAAAACUGGGGCGCAAUAUCGAUCAGGCAGUUCUCCACAUUCGAAGUGAAGAAAAGAGGAUUUUUGCAGAACUACGAGAACUUGUGAUCAAAAAUUUGAUAACUCUUCGACGGAACGCCGCCGUGAUGGACGAGCUUGAUGUAUCGACAUCUUUCGCAACAUUGGCCAAGGAACAAUCUUGGACACGACCGAUUCUGAACCUUGGGACGGAACACAAAAUUUUGGGAGGUCGCCAUCCUACAGUGAAGCUUGGGUUGGAGGAACAGGGUCGAUCAUUUGUGAGUAAUGAUCUUGUACUCAACCAUAAAGAACGUAUUUGGCUGGUGACGGGUCCAAACAUGGGAGGCAAGAGCACCUUUCUGCGACAGAAUGCUUUACUCACCAUUCUGGCACAAUCAGGGUCAUAUGUACCCGCCACACAUGCUGCGAUCGGCAUCGUGGAUCAAGUAUUCAGCCGAAUUGGAGCGGCAGAUGAUUUGUUUCGAGACCAGUCCACCUUUAUGGUUGAGAUGCUAGAAACGGCGGCGAUUCUCAGGCACGCAACACCCCGAUCAUUUGUAAUCAUGGACGAAGUGGGCCGAGGGACCACACCUGAAGAUGGCACUGCAGUGGGUUAUGCAAGCCUUCAUCACCUGUACAACGUCAAUAAAUGUCGAACACUGUUUGCCACUCACUUCCAUGCAUUGGCGGACAUGACUAGCGAUUGGGCUAAGCUAGGACGCUACUGUACAGACGUGCUUGAGGACACCAAUGGAUCCUUCACUUUCGUCCACCGGUUGAAGAAAGGAGUCAAUCGACAUUCCCAUGCAUUGAAAGUGGCCAAGCUCGCCGGUUUACCUCCAGCAGCAUUACAGGUCGCAGAAAGUGUUCUGCACCAACUCCUCGAAGAGAAGCAUGCUGUACAGGCGGGAAUAUGUCCAAGUGGAGAACCGGCCGAAGCACUUUCAAUCAGUGCCGCUGCUGCAGCAGGAUGA